Hyalella azteca is the source of this 1928-nucleotide messenger RNA. Its product is annotated as aspartate--tRNA ligase, mitochondrial. NCBI's taxonomy places the organism in Eukaryota, Metazoa, Arthropoda, Malacostraca, Amphipoda, Hyalellidae. The record is from RefSeq and is a predicted model, not a curated record. Gene Ontology annotation, molecular function: aspartate-tRNA ligase activity; ATP binding. Gene Ontology annotation, cellular component: cytoplasm; mitochondrion. Gene Ontology annotation, biological process: aspartyl-tRNA aminoacylation.
CCCAAGGAGUCAUUGGGGCUACGUUACAGAUAUCUUCACCUACGUUUCCCUCGCUUGCAACGCAAUCUGAGACUGCGAUCUCGGGUAAUGAAGCGCAUGAGUGACUUCUUGGAAGAUGAAGAAAAUUUUGUCAACAUCAACACUCCGACUCUUGGACCUUACACUGCAGGCGGCGCUCAGCUCUUCAUUGUGCCGUACGAAAGCAAGUCAGACAAUGCAGAGAAACUAAAUGAAGGAAGAGAAUACUACUGCCUGAGCCAGUCGCCCCAGACGUACAAGCAGCUGCUGAUGCUGGCGGGGCUCGAGCGCUACUACCAGUUCGCCGUCUGCUACAGGGAUGAGACGGCCCGUCCUGAUCGACAGCCUGAGUUUAUGCAGCUUGACCUCGAAAUGAGUGAUGUUGGUGCUCCAGAAAUCCGAUCCCUGGUGGAGCGUCUGCUGGUGCGAUGCUGGCCUGACGACAUAUACCGCGACACUGCAGGUCCCCCGCCACUCAUACCCUUCCCGUGCAUGACGUAUGACGACGCCAUCAACAAAUACGGCUCAGACAAACCUGACACCAGGUUUGCGUGGCAGCUGGCAGACGUCACGGCAGUGCUGUGCAGUGAAGGCUGCAGUGCAGAGCGCCUCACUGCGUCACUGCAGGACCAGCGCUGCAGUGGCCACGCCUUCGUCGUGCCGCGGGGGCAGAAAUUCCUAGCGAAGUCGACACAGAAGUCGUGGGACGAGCUGGCGCAGAAGGACCACCAGUUGUCGGGCGUGAGUCUCCUGACGGUGCGGCGGUCGUCUGACGAGGUCGCCCUGGCAGGCGCCCUCGCGCGUCAUCUCGACGCCUCGGCGACCCGACGCCUCAUUGAGCUCCUCGGCGCCAGUCCCGGCGACACCAUCGUACUCGCGGCCGGUGCUACACAAAGCGUCCUGUCGCUGCUGGGGCGCCUCCGUUUGCUGGCAGCAGAUCUGGCCGAGGCGGCUGGGGAGGUCGUCAGGGACAGGACCCGACUGCACUUCCACUGGGUCGUCGAUUUCCCUAUGUUCGAGCUGGAUGACGGAGGAGGCUUACAAAGCGUUCACCAUCCCUUCACCGCUCCACGACCACAAGACGCUCAUCUGCUGGACACUGAACCUCUCAAGGCCCGCUCUCAGCACUACGACCUGGUGUGCAACGGGUGUGAGGUGGGCGGCGGGUCCGUGCGUAUCCACGACAGCGGCCUGCAGCAGCGCGUGCUGCAGCUGCUCGGUAUUCCUGCCUCAGACCUCGACUACUUCACAGAAGCUCUCACCAUGGGUGCACCUCCCCAUGCUGGAAUUGCUCUAGGCAUGGAGCGGCUCGUGUUGCUGCUGUCGGGCAGCUCGAGCAUCAGGGAGGUGAUGGCGUUCCCUAAGAACAGCCAAGGACGAUGCCCCAUGACCGGAGCACCUGGCGCUGUAGACGAGGAGCUCCUGCGUAAACUCAAGAUCAUCGGCCCUGCUUCUUCCUCGCCGUCUUAAUCUUUUAUUGUUUUAUUGUUCGUAUUAAAAAAUUUCUACUCAUAUCUCAGAUGGCAAUUCAAUAAAGAUAUCGAACUGAUGGCCCAGUUACGUCUGAUGUGAUUAAUGCGUCAGUUCUGCCCGAUAGCUUUUCCCAUCAUAAUUUUGAUUAUAAUUAAGAGCCUCAACUUACUGUUUAUAUUGCAUUCCUCAAUUAAAUAUUGAAGGCAAAGAGGAAUGCUUCAUAAUCAAAACUGCUAGUGAUUAAAACUUGAGUCAGAGGCUGCAAGUGAUCAAGUAAAGUUUAUAUGUUUUCAAGAUAAAGAAAAACGAAGCAGUGCCACCGGGCAUCUCUAAACGAGGAUCUAUCUGUUUUCAUUUAUCAUUAAAAUCUCUGUACUUGUAAAUAAAAUGAAUCUGAACGUCAAAGGGUUGGAGAAUAUAAAUUCGCGUCUUUCCAA